AUGGUUGGAACUGCCCGCCCCAACCUACAUUACUGCCCUCGCAGACACAGCCUGAUGAUCACUGGUGCCAUGGGAGCGGUGCGGGUCAACAGAUACAGCAUCGUUUCCACAGAUGAAGAUGCCCUGAAGAUCUCUAGCCUGGGCCUCCACAAUGGCCACAGUCCUCUGACUCAGCAGACUCUGUCAGGUGCCUGCAUGCGAGGUGAGGAAGGAGGAGGAGACUGUCCAGGAAGUGAUGAAGGAAGAGGGGCUUUGACUCUAAGAGUGACAAAUGAACCUGUUGUCCAUAACAGCUGCCGUGCUUCACCUUCAUGUCGUCUGGGCCUGGAUCUGAGCACCGGCCGUCUGCGCAGCCGCUUUGUGAAGAAGAACGGCCAGUGCAACGUGGUUUUUAAUAACAUGGAGGACAAGCCACGACGAUACCUGGCCGACAUUUUCACCACAUGUGUGGACAUACGCUGGCGCUACCUGCUGCUCAUCUUCACCACCACCUUCCUUCUGUCCUGGCUUCUGUUUGGCCUGAUCUUCUGGGGAGUGGGGUUCGCUCAUGGAGACUUUGACAUUCGCAUCCCUGUAAAGGAUGGAGAUCCUCGGAGUACCACUGAGGGAGUAAAAGAUGAAUGGCGGCCAUGUAUUCUCCACAUCCAGGGUUUCAUUGGGGCAUUCCUAUUCUCCAUAGAGACCCAGACCACCAUUGGAUAUGGUUUCCGGUGUGUCACUGAAGAGUGUCCAGUUGCUGUGGUGACUGUGGUGGUGCAGUCCAUCGUGGGUUGCAUUAUUGACUCCUUCAUGAUUGGCACCAUCAUGGCAAAGAUGGUGCGACCCAAAAAGCGGGCGCAGACCUUGCUGUUCUCGCAUAAUGCUGUCAUCGCUCUGCGAGACGGAAAGCUGUGCCUCAUGUGGCGACUGGGAAACAUGCGCAAGAGCCACAUUGUUGAGGCCCAUGUGCGUGCUCAGCUCAUUAAGCCGCAUGUGACGGCAGAGGGUGAGUACCUCCCCUUGGAGCAAACAGACAUUGAUGUCGGCUACGACGACGGGCUGGAUCGUCUGUUUCUGGUGUCGCCACUGGUGGUGGUCCACGAGAUCAACAAGACAAGCCCUCUGUAUAACCUCAGCCGCACUGACUUGCAGAAGGAGGACUUUGAGAUCGUGGUCAUUCUUGAGGGGAUGGUGGAGGCCACAGCUAUGACCACUCAGGCCCGUAGCUCCUACUUGGCCAAGGAGAUCCUUUGGGGUCACCGCUUUGAGCCUGUGGUGUUUGAGAAAGGUGACCGCUACCAUGUGGAUUAUUCCCGCUUCCAUAAGACCUACGAGGUGCCAUCUACACCCCAGUGCAGUGCCAGGGAACUGAGCCAGAUUACGGGUCGUAGUGGGCAGUCCUCAUCCUCCAGCUCAAGUUACUCUCGGUCUCCAUCAUCGUUUCCUCUGAGGGCAGCCCGCCUGCUGGGCUCUCACUCCCCCAGCGCUUUUUGCUACGAGAACGAGGUAGCUUUGUGCUGUGGGGACGACGAGGAUGAGGAGGAUGUGAAAAAGGAGAUGGGGAACCUGAACGUAAGAAGUGACAGGGAGGUAAAGAUGAGAGAUGAAAUUCACUUGGGUUUCAAAGAGACAUUCGUGGAGGAGCAGACUGUGGAGAUGUUAUGUGUUCUGGACACAGAGAAUCAGAUCAGUCUUGACAGACUACAGCCCACCCUACCUUUAUACAUCAGCAGAGAGUCAGGAGUUUAA
Stegastes partitus (bicolor damselfish) is the source of this 1728-nucleotide messenger RNA. Its product is annotated as ATP-sensitive inward rectifier potassium channel 12-like. Lineage: Eukaryota; Metazoa; Chordata; Actinopteri; Pomacentridae. The record is from RefSeq and is a predicted model, not a curated record. The transcript has 2 exons. Gene Ontology annotation, molecular function: inward rectifier potassium channel activity. Gene Ontology annotation, biological process: potassium ion import across plasma membrane; regulation of monoatomic ion transmembrane transport. Gene Ontology annotation, cellular component: plasma membrane. Bases 1 to 1728 code for a protein of 575 amino acids.